Molecule: messenger RNA, 3429 nt
Organism: Capra hircus (goat)
Lineage: Eukaryota; Metazoa; Chordata; Mammalia; Artiodactyla; Bovidae
Gene: TMLHE
Product: trimethyllysine hydroxylase, epsilon
Exons: 9
Coding region: 244-1509 (421 amino acids)
Biological process (GO): carnitine biosynthetic process
Cellular component (GO): mitochondrion
Molecular function (GO): iron ion binding; trimethyllysine dioxygenase activity
Source: RefSeq, a predicted model, not a curated record
AGGGGGGAGCGUGGGGCUGCCGGUUUGGGGGCCAAAAGCAAAAGGGCGGGCGCAGGGCUGCCUUCCGAGGCUCUCCUCGCUUGCGAUUCGUCCACUUGGCUGAAUUGGGAGUCGCGACCUCUGACACAGGCGGAUUCUUUACCACCUCACCACCUGGGAAAUCUACCUUAGUUCUCCCUGACCACAGAUCAGACCCCUGCCUCCUGCAGUGAGAGUGCAGAGUCUUAAGCAGUGACCACCAGGAUGUGGUGUCAUAGGUUGUCCCACCUACAAAGCAGGCUCCAGGACCUGCUGAGGGGACGGGUCACACAUUGGGCCCUUCAACAGUCCAACUUCAAAAGCUUAUUUCCACUAGCCAUCUAUUGGCACCAUACAGCCUCCAAGUCUCUGAAUUGUGUUUGGCAGCAACAUGAAGAUCAUUUUGAACUGCAAUAUGCUAACAAUGUGAUGCGCUUUGAUUAUGUCUGGCUUCGAGACCACUGCCGCUCAGCGUCUUGCUACAACUCUAAGACUCACCAGCGUAGCCUAGACACUGCCAGCGUGGAUUUAUGUAUCCAGCCAAAGACCAUUCAUCUGGAUGAGACCACACUCUUUUUCACUUGGCCAGAUGGUCAUGUGACUAGAUAUGAUUUGGAUUGGCUCGUGAAAAACAGCUAUGAAGGGCAGAAACAAAAGGUCAUCCAGCCUAGAAUCUUAUGGAAUGCUGAAAUCUACCAGCAAGCCCAAGUUCCAGCUGUAGAUUUCCAGACAUUCUUAGAAACGAAGGAGGGACUGAAGAACUUUCUGCAGAACUUUCUGCUCUAUGGAAUUGCUUUUGUGGAAAAUGUCCCUCCUACUCAGAAACACACAGAGAAGGUGGCAGAAAGGAUCAGCUUGAUCAGAGAAACCAUCUAUGGAAGGAUGUGGUUUUUCACUUCAGACUUCUCCAGAGGUGACACUGCAUACACCAAGCUAGCUCUGGAUCGGCACACUGACACCACCUAUUUUCAAGAGCCCUGUGGCAUUCAAGUGUUUCACUGUCUUAAGCAUGAAGGAACAGGUGGCAGGACACUGCUAGUUGAUGGAUUCUAUGCAGCAGAACAGGUACUUCAAAAGGCACCUGAGGAAUUUGAACUCCUCAGUAAAGUGCCAUUGAAGCAUGAAUAUAUUGAAAAUGUUGGAGAAUGUCAAAACCACAUGAUUGGGGUUGGACCAGUCUUAAAUAUCUACCCAUGGAAUAAAGAGCUCUAUUUGAUCAGGUACAACAACUAUGACCGGGCUGUCAUAAAUACUGUACCUUAUGACGUUGUCCAUCGUUGGUAUACAGCACACCGGACCUUAACCAGAGAGUUGAGGAGACCUGAGAAUGAGUUUUGGGUCAAACUCAAGCCUGGCAAGGUCCUAUUUAUAGACAACUGGCGUGUCCUACAUGGCAGGGAAUCCUUCACAGGCUACCGCCAACUCUGUGGCUGCUAUUUAACAAGGGAUGAUGUACUAAACACUGCUCGUCUCUUGGGCCUUCAGGCUUAAAAUUGAUGGCAUUGAGAUUAUGAACAUACCUGACACCUUGGCUAUCAGAAUUUCAUUUCAUAUCAGCAGAAUAAUAUUAUGUCAAUACCGACUUCAAAUUGUCUCCUCAUGUCAUCACAUGAAACUAAAGCCUCCCCUUUUUCUAGUAAGAAAAACCUUAGAGAUAGGCCAUCUCGUAUGGAAUCUCUCUUCCCCAGGUUACAACAUGGACUCAUUUGGUUGUUAGAUCUUUUGAUGUAAUUUUGGUCAAUCUUCUUCAGAAAUGUAAUCAUCACAUUGAUGAGAAUCAAUAAUAGUCACUAGGUAAAAAUUUGUUUCAACAGGAUCUGUCAGAAAGAAGAGCAUUAUAGGAAUAACACAAUCUAACUAGAGCAGAAAUUUGCAACAUUGUUUGGAGUUAAGACAUCCAAACAUGUAAACAUUAUUGAGGACACCAAAAGGUGCUUAGAUGUGGGUUAUAUCUAUUGCUAAUAAUUAUAUUAGAUAUGAAGACUUAGAAAUGUUUAAAAUUUAAGAAUAAAAAAGCAUACAUCCAUCAGAGAGAUGACUUCAUCACAUGUCAUAUAGCCUCUGGAAAAGUCUUCUGUACAUUCAUUAGAUAAUUAAAUGGAAAAGGCAAUAUCAUCUUAAUAUUAUUAAAACUAUUUUAUUAAUAAUAUAUAGACCCACUAAAAGAAUCUCAGGGACUGCUCUAGGUGUCUUUAGACUAUACUUUUGAGACCCAGUGGCCCAGAGCAGCAGUCCCCAAGCUUUUUGGCACCAGGGGCUGGUUUCAUGGAAGACAGUUUUUCCAAGAACUGGGCCAGGGUGGCGGGAGUGGGGGUGUGUGGUUUUGAGACAAUUCAAGUACAGCAAUGAGGAAAGGCUGUAAAUACUUAGGAAGUUUCGCUCACUCACCCACUGCUCACCUGCUGUUAUGUGGCCUGGUUCCUCACCUGGUUAGGGACCCCUUGGUUUAACUGAAACCUUAAAUUUUUCUCUGUGGUCUCCUAGAACUAUAGAUAUUGUAGGAAUUGCUUCAUAGCACAAGCUCAGUAAUAAAGUGGGAACUGAAUACAUAGUAUUUUAUCUUGUGAGAAGAAUUAUCUCUUCUAAAUCAUCUCUUGAGGAGUAAAACUAAGAAAUCACAAUAGUUCCUAUGGAACAAACCCAUCAGUUUUGUAAUUCUGUGAGGGAUAAUUGCACAAAGGUUUUAGAGAUUUCUGAGGUUCCAUAUGAUAAUUCACACAUACACACACACACACACACACACACACACACACACACACACAUGCAUGUGCAUGCACACAUGCACACAAAGCACAGUAAGUGGAGAUUACUAUCCAAACUUGCAUUUUAAUUUUUGAAGGAAUUUAAGAUGCAAUAUUUUCCUCCAUUUCUGCUGCUCUCUUUUUCUGUCUUAAAAUAUUAUACAUGUCAACUGCCAAGAUUUGACUGGGUUAAGUAUUCUUUGUUUUUUAUUUUUAAUGAUUUUCCUUUAUAUGUGGAGAGAGAGAGGGUAAAAAAGACAGAAGGAUAGGUGUGAGAUUUAUUUUCUCUUGGCUUUCAUUGAAAAUGAAGUUGUACAAUAACCACAUUGACUGCUAUAGAAUGAUGUAAAACAAUCCAGGCCAGGAUGUAUGUAAGAGGAAAAAAGCAUUAUUAGUGAGGAUAUAAGUUACAAAUCAAAGUCAGUAUCCUCUGACAGGGAAUAGAGCCAAUCUGAUGCUUACAGAAAGUUCUUAGUUCACAUUUAACAAUUUAUACAUUAUUUUUUUGACCCAUCCAAGGCACAAAACUAUGUUCUCAAAUAUUUCUGCAUUUAAUUGUACUACAUAGGAAUCCUUAGGGGUCUUCCAUAAGAAGUGUUUUCCUCUUAGGUCAAAGGAUUGAUGAUUAAGUUCAUGUAUUAGAGAGUAUUUGUUGUUGUUUAGUCACUAA